AUGAACAACGAGAACUUUUCCAUCGAUAAAUUAAUUCGGACAACGACAAACCCUUCGUCAUCAGUUGACAAUUCUGUUUCGACUUUUUCUGAAACACAAUCAAAAAGCACGUGUCAAAAUAUUGAAUCAACUGGAACUUAUAGAUUGAGAGUGGGAAAAAACCAUAUUCUCGUGUUUCCACUUUUUGAUCAUUUUGUUCAUACUUCAAAAACACUAACCAUCACCGAUUUAUUUGGAGCAACAAAAAAUAAGACAAAAAUUGAAGCCGAUUCUAUUGGUGAAGUUACAACAAUUCAUGAUGGUUUACACACUGAUGGAUCAUUAUUAUCCUCAAAUUGCAAAUCAAAGAAUACCGAUAUGGACAAAUUCACACCUGCCCCUGCACCUGGGGAGUUAAUCGAUGGACGAAUAUCUAAUAAGCCUUUAAUAUAUGUUAAUGGUGAAGACUAUAAGGUUCAAUCCAAUGCCACAACCAAUUAUUGUGCAGUUUCCAACGAACCGGGAUUAGAUUUGAGACCACAAACUGAUGCCUGUUCAUUUUCCGGUUUUGCAUCGAGAGAAAAAGUUUGGAAUGAGGACGAACUUACAUAUCAUCUUGUAAGAUAUUUUUUUAAUUUUUGAAAAUACCGAUGAUUCUUAAAAAACUAUACGAGCAUACAUAUUUUGAACUACCGAAAAUUGAAAGAUUAUAUUUUAAAAAUCAAUACCUUAAGUAAAAUGAAAGAUUCUAUUAAAUUUUUUUCAGAAAAAUUUCAAUCAAAGGAGACAUCCUGUGGGUAAUAAGGAAUGGCUUAAGGAGUUCGAACAUAUCGAGCAUUUGUUCCCAGAUGCUGUCGGCAAAACCGUGAUGAAAGUAGAUAAUGGAUAUUAA
Molecule: messenger RNA, 871 nt
Organism: Caenorhabditis angaria
Lineage: Eukaryota; Metazoa; Nematoda; Chromadorea; Rhabditida; Rhabditidae
Source: the annotation of a GenBank genome assembly